Rubroshorea leprosula is the source of this 1036-nucleotide messenger RNA. NCBI's taxonomy places the organism in Eukaryota, Viridiplantae, Streptophyta, Magnoliopsida, Malvales, Dipterocarpaceae. The record is from the annotation of a GenBank genome assembly.
AACUAGAAAUACGUUUCAAAGAUGAUGCAAGAUGUGUGGAAUGCUCCGCCUGGUUUCAGGCCUACCAAGUUGGCUCCUCCUUCUCCGGCGAAGCCUCUUGGAAUGUUGAGAACUCGUUGCGAGUCAUUUCACGCCAUCCACAAGGUUCCAGUUGGGGACACUCCUUAUGUCAGAGCAAAAAAUGUUCAAUUGGUGGACAAAGAUCCAGAGGGGGCAAUUCCUCUGUUCUGGCCAGCCAUCAACGCUGGAGACAGAGUCGAUAGUUCCUCAAAAGAUAUGGCUAUUGUGAUGAAGCCACAAAAUCGAGCCGAGAAGGCCAUUGUAGCCAUCAAAUCACUGCGCAAUAGAUGCUCAGAUCAAGCCCAGAAGUCUCUUGAUAACAUUCUUCUGGAUCUUUAUAAGAGAUGUGGAAGAUUAGAAGACCAAAUAGCAUUAUUGAAGCACAAGUUGUUCUUGAUUUAGCAAGGACUUGCUUUCAAUGGGAAGCACACAAAGACCGCCAGGUCUCAGGGAAGAAAUUUCAGGAUUCAGUGGAACAAGAAGCAACUCAGUCACUGAUGAGAAUUCAAGCUUACUGAGAUUUCUUCCCUUUUUUUUUUCUCUUAAAUUUGUAAAUGGUUAGCGGAACUAAGUUAAUUCUAUUUUCAGGGGAACUGGGGAUGGGCACUGACGCAGCAGAACAACUGCAUUGAGGCAGAAGAUGCAUACCGCCAAGCACUAACCAUUGCUCCUGACAAUAACAAGAUGUGUAAUCUGGGAAUCUGCUUGAUGAAACAAGAGGGAAUAGAUGAGGCCAAAGAAACCCGCGGGCGGGUGACACCAGCCAUCACAGAUGGACCAAGCGGAGUAGAUUCCCAUCUCAAGGCCUAUGAGAGGGCACAGCAGAUGCUCAAGGAUCUUGAAUCCUAGAUGAUGAAUAAGGGAGGAGACAGGGUGGAGCAGGCAGGCUUCAUUGCGGUCGGCGUGCGGAGAGUGUGCUGAGUCUUAAAUUCAAUUUUGAAAUUCGUGCGUUUAAGGAUAAAUUUCAAAUACCCGU